Molecule: messenger RNA, 3182 nt
Organism: Procambarus clarkii (red swamp crayfish)
Lineage: Eukaryota; Metazoa; Arthropoda; Malacostraca; Decapoda; Cambaridae
Product: putative sodium-dependent multivitamin transporter
Biological process (GO): sodium ion transport; transmembrane transport
Cellular component (GO): membrane
Molecular function (GO): symporter activity
Source: RefSeq, a predicted model, not a curated record
AGGGAGCUGUUAUGUAAUGGUAGGAACGUUUGUUUACAGUCACCAGCUGAUGCUGACGUCAGUAGCGGCUCCUGCUGGUGAGGUGGAGGCCCGGUGCUGCUGCUCCUCGCCUACUACUGACCUUCUCCUGCUGAUCUGCCGCUGGUAACUCUCCUGCUGGUAACUCUCACCUAUUACAUGUAAUACCAUGCUAUCACCGGCAAGAAAGAAAUGUGAUUCAUCUAAGAAAUAUGAGUAAAUCGGAAGCUUUCAACAAGCUGCCGGCUUCCUGUCCCCCAUCGAGGUCAAUAGAGAUUAUGGCCCAAAGGUAGUAAGAAGUACAACAAAGAAGAAUAGAUUUCAGUGAAUUUUCCAGGAAGAGUAGUUCAUAUCAAUAUAAAAGUAUAUGAUAACAGCUGAGAAGAACGAGCUACAAAGAUGGAGACAAUGUUGCAUUUUGGUAUUGUUGACUAUGUGAUCUUUGCCACAGUCUUGGCAGUGUCUUCAGGCAUUGGAAUUUACUUCAGGUUCACUGGAGGAAAGCAAAAGACUUUCAAGGAGUAUAUGCUGGCAGACAAAGCUAUGCCAGUCAUUCCAGUGGCAUUUUCUCUUAUGGCAUCAUUUAUGUCUGCAAUUACCAUCUUGGGUGUGUCGAAGGAGAACUACAUGUUUGGAACGCAGUUUGUUGUUAUCAACAUAUCCUACAUCAUCUCGACACCUAUUGUGUGUUACCUCUACUUGCCUGUGUUCUUCAGACUCCAAAAUACCAGUGUCUACGAGUACCUGGAGAGGAGGUAUGGGAUGAUGACUCGGCUGUGUGCUUCAUUAGCAUUUUCUCUCCAGAUGACGCUCUAUAUGGGCAUAGUGUUGUAUGCCCCAGCACUUGCUCUCUCAGCUGUUACAGGAAUUUCCCUUACGUGGUCAAUCAUCACUGUUGGGUUGGUAUGCACUUUCUACUCUACGCUCGGGGGGAUGAAGGCCGUCCUAAUAACUGAUGUCUUCCAGUCUUUGCUUAUGUUUGCUGCAGUAUUCUCUGUGAUAACACGAGGGGUGAUGGACUUUGGUGUUGGGAACAUUUUCAAGAUUGCAAAUGAAGGCAACAGAUUAGAGUUUUUCAACAUAUCUCCUGAUCCACGCCAGAGACACACCAUAUGGAGCUUGGGUAUCGGUGGGUGCUUCACAUACUGCUCUCUCUAUGGGGUCAACCAAGCUCAGGUCCAGAGACUUCUCACUGUUAAAAACCUUCAUCAAGCUCGAGCUUCACUGUGGAUCCAAUGGCCAAUCCUGACUCUUCUAAGUCUCUCUACAUCAUUUGCUGGGCUGGUUCUUUAUGCUCAGUAUCACACCUGUGACCCGAUAAAGAAUGGUCGUAUUGCCGACUCUGACCAGUUGUUGCCGCUGUAUGUGGUGGAGACCAUGGGAAUGGUGCCGGGCCUCUCGGGACUCUUUGUCUCGGGAAUCUUUAGUGGUUCUUUGUCAACAGUGUCGUCCGCUUUAAACUCCCUGGCUGCCGUUACAGUCCAAGACUAUAUAUUGCCAUUUCUUCCUAGCCGCUUUGGAAUAAGGGAAAAACAAGCAACAAAGAUGUGCAAAGUUAUAGCGUGUGUGUAUGGUGUGGUGUGCAUGGCUAUAGCCUUCCUCACUCAGCUGGUGGGAACAGGAGUCCUGCAGGCAUCACUCACAAUCUUUGGUGCCGUCGGGGGACCUCUGCUCUCCCUUUUCACAAUGGGCAUGCUCUUCAAGGGUUCUAAUGAAAAGGGUGCCAUGACUGGACUUAUCACAGGGCUAAUUAUUACAUUAUGGAUUGGUUUUGGACGUCCAAAACCAAUACCUCCAUUUAAACCUGUUUCAACUGCGGGAUGCCCAACACUGAACACUACUUUGGUUUUGCUUGCACACCUCCCAGAAGCAACUUUGAAAAGUGUUGACAACUUGACUUUUAUAGAGAGUAUAGGAAAUAUAUCAGUGCCCAAUACAUUGGACUUGGAUGUAGUAAUACCACCUAUGGACAGAGUAGAAUCAACAUCAUUGUCACCCGCCCACAUAACUCCUGUUGCUCCAGAUACACAAAGGACUGCGUUCUUGCAGGAGUUGUACGCUGUAUCGUACAUGUGGAUAGCGGCAAUUGGGUUCUUUGUAACUCUAGUGGUGGGUAUGGUUGUCAGUCGAGCCACGGGAGGAAAUGACAUUCUGGACCAAGACUUGUAUGCUUCUUGGGUUCUUCCACAUAGAAAAAAUAUGGCAGCUGAAAACUUAUGUUCUGAAAAGACUGACCUUGCCAACAAUGAAGAUAUUGAACCAGUCUCUUCCUCUGCCAAACUACAUCCUGAUGGUGGGGAGGUGACCCAUUUGUGAUGCGAGUUGAUGUUGAGAGCUCCGGGCAUAUUGUAGAUAAACUUUUAUUUAAAAGGUGAUAAAGCUCAAGGUGUACAAAGUUACAAUAGUGUGGGAUUAAUCUUGAUACAAAUGGCAAAAACCAGGCCAUGUAAACCCUUCUGCUGUGACAGACAUGCAGGGAUGUUUUCUCAAAUUCUGGUUACUAUGUGGUGACCAUCCCUGGAUGUUAGGCUAUGUGAGAAACUGGGAUGCAUUUUACUAAAUGUAAAGUAUCACCUCUGACCACCAGAGGUCUCUGGAGAUAGUGGCCAUGUUAUAACAAAUUAAGCUUUCAUUGCCUACAGGGGCAAUGUGUGUACAAACACUGUGUGGAGAGAAUAUUUCUGCUUAUGCAUUAUCACACAACCCCAGCACCACCUCAGCCAGAAUAUCAUGGAUAAUUAAACAAUAUUAGCAGUUUUUUUUUAAUUGUGUGUUGACAAUAUUCUAUUGAAUGAAUUUGUGAAAAUAGUAGACAAUGUAAAGACUCAGAAUGGCAAUAAAUGUUCGUCCUAGAGAUGGCACAGUUCUCCUGUGACACCGCUGGUUGUUUAGUGUAGGGUUCGUGGGCUGUCAGUUAGCCACACGGGUCCUGAGGCUUCUCGUCUAAGUGCCAGCCAUUUGCUUGGUAUUCUAUAUUUUAGCUUUACAGGCAUUUUUUCUGUUUGGUUUGUGUUGUGUGGGCCCAGCUUGUAGGUGCAUGUGCUUAGGGCUACCUUCUGUGUGCUCUCUAGCACUCUUGCACUGACAGAGUUCACUUCUGAUGUGUUCAGGAGUUCACUCUUUGGAGGCAAGGCCAAGGAGGGGGCCUUUGCCCCCCCCCCCCC